AUGCCCCAGUUGCCAUUAUCCCAGUCGCCAUUGCCCCAAUCGCGCGAACUCGGUCUCGCAACUCCGGAGAGGACGGCAACGAAACCAUCACCCUUUUCCAAAUCAUGGCCUCAUCUCGUUGCUGGAGGCGUCGGGGGCAUGACCGCAGCUGUCCUCACUGCGCCUCUGGACGUCCUAAAGACGCGGCUUCAGUCCGACUUCUACCAGGCGCAGCUCCGCGCCGCGAGAGAGGCCGCCGGUCAGGCGCGGCUCAGCCCUCUACGGUCCGUCACCUACCAUCUGACGGAGACGAUGCAGAUCCUGCGCGAUGUACACCAACUGGAAGGGUGGCGCGCCCUAUUCAAGGGCUUGGGACCGAACCUGAUUGGCGUCGUCCCGGCACGAAGCAUCAACUUUUACGUGUACGGCACCGGCAAGCGGGCGUAUUCGCAGUGGACCGGUACCGCCGCCGACAACCCGGCCGUGCACCUGGCUAGCGCCGUGACCGCAGGCAUCGCGACGGGCACGGCGACGAACCCGAUCUGGCUUGUCAAGACCCGGCUGCAACUAGACAAGAACAACGCCGAGCGCAAGGGCGACGUGAACGCGCGGCGGUACCGCAACAGCUGGGACUGCAUCCGCCAGGUGAUGCGCGACGAGGGGCCGCGCGGUUUCUUCAAGGGCCUCAGCGCUAGCUACCUCGGCGUCACGGAGAGCACUCUGCAGUGGAUGAUGUAUGAGGAGCUCAAGCGUCAGCUCCGCCAGCGCGAGGAGCGCGUGGCGCGCAGCGGUCGCCCUAAGACUUGGUGGGACCAUACCGUUCAUUGGACCGGCAACUUCAUGGGUGCGGGCGUCGCGAAGGGGCUGGCAUCCAUCUUGACAUACCCGCACGAGGUCGCAAGGACACGUCUUAGACAGGCCCCGAUGACAAACGGGCACCCCAAGUACACGGGGCUUGUGCAGUGCUUCCGACUCGUCUGGAAGGAGGAGGGUUUCAUCGGACUGUACGGCGGCCUUACUCCGCAUCUCAUGCGCACUAUACCCUCGGCCGCCAUCAUGUUCGGCAUGUACGAGGGCAUCCUAAAGAUCCUUGGCGCCAAGAAUUGA
Molecule: messenger RNA, 1086 nt
Organism: Durotheca rogersii
Lineage: Eukaryota; Fungi; Ascomycota; Sordariomycetes; Xylariales; Xylariaceae
Product: mitochondrial carrier
Exons: 3
Coding region: 1-1086 (361 amino acids)
Biological process (GO): pyrimidine nucleotide import into mitochondrion
Cellular component (GO): mitochondrion
Molecular function (GO): pyrimidine nucleotide transmembrane transporter activity
Source: RefSeq, a predicted model, not a curated record